Rattus norvegicus (Norway rat) is the source of this 1416-nucleotide messenger RNA. NCBI's taxonomy places the organism in Eukaryota, Metazoa, Chordata, Mammalia, Rodentia, Muridae. The record is from RefSeq and is a predicted model, not a curated record.
AUGGGGGUUGACGAGGGGGCUCCUGAGGUGGCUCACCCCGGCUCCGUCCCAGACCACUCGGCUGUUUCCCCCUCGAGGCCCCGGGGACAGGGGGCCGGGGGAACUGCAGGGCGCUCAGGCUCCCAUGGCGGGACCCAGGACCAAGCAAUCGGGGAUCAGGAAUCAGAUCUGGAGCCGGCGGCGGAGGGGGAGGGGAUCAGAGGGGGAGGGGACCAGAAGGGGGCAGGGGGCGGGGAGCGAGCUCCCAGGUGCCGCCUCCCGGCUGUUCCCGCAGCCGCCGCCCCUCCCGCUGCUGCGUCCAUUGUCUGCGGCCCGGCUCUUCCCCGAGUCGCCGCACCCCCAGCCCUGCGCCUAGCCAUGCCCUGCGCCCUCUGGAUCCUGGGAAUCUGCGCCUGGCUUGCAGACCUGGCCAGGAAGACCCGAAAUAACAGCCAUAGUUUCAAGUACCACAGUCUGUGCAAACGGGAUGACCUUCAUCUACCUAUGUCUACCAGGUGCCAGGCACUGGACUGCUCUGGGGAUUCUGUAACCGCACCAGGAAUGCAAAGGAAGAGCAGGACAUCGGGAGACGACAGGAGCCUAGCAUGGCUGCCCUCUGAGAGGCUCCACCCAACAGCUGACUCAGACAGAGGCAGAGACCCACAGCUAAACAGUGGAUGGAGCCUGGGGACUCUUAUGGAAGAACAAGAAGGAUUGCAGGCCCCGGACGGCUUAGGGUCUCCACAGGAAGACCAGCAGUUAACUAACCUGGACUCUUGGGGCUCUCAGAGACUGAAUCACCAAUCACAGAGCACACACAGGCUGGACCUAGGCCUCCCCACACAUAUGUAGCAGAUGUGAAGCUUGGUCUUCAUAUGGGUCCUGAACAACUGGAGUGGGGGCUGACCCAAAAACUGUUGUCUGUAUGUGGGAUAUGUUCUUCUAGCUGGGCUGCCUUGUCUGGCCUCUGUGCCUAGCCUCAAAGAGAACCGAUAUGCCAGGGUAAGGGGGAUACCCAGGAGGACCCCCACCUGCUCAGAGGAGAAGGGGAGAGGAAGGUGGGAGAAUGAUUGUGGGAGGGGUGACUGGGAGGGGGCAGUGAGUGGAAUGCAAAUUGAAUAAGUAAAAUAAGAAAUAAUAAUUUUAAAAAAAAAUAAAACCCCAGACUAGAAAGAUGGCUUGGUAGUUAAGAGACUGCCCUUCUGGAGUUGGGGAUUUAGCUCAGUGGUAGAGUGCUUACCUAGCAAGCGCAAGGCCCUGGGUUUGGUCCCCAGCUCCGGAAAAAAAAGAAAAGAGAGAGAGAAAAAAAAAAGAGAGAGACUGCUCUUCCUGAGGUCCUGAGUUCAAUUCCCAGCAACCGCAUGGUGGCUCACAACCAUCUGUAAUGGGAUGCAAUGUCCUCUUCUGGUGUGUCUAAGGGGAGCAGCAGUGUGCUCA